AAAAAUCUUCCACGUGUGAAAAGCACAUUGGUUUCAAAACAAUCGAAAUUAUUUAGUUUGCAUCAAAGUGUCGUCCUAACAAGGUAAAAUAAAAGUUUUUGUUUGUAAAAAUCAUGGCAGCGUCAGAUUUGAGUGUUUACGGAAAUACAAUUAAUUGUUAUAAAAUGUUGUUUUGUAACGAAAACCGAAAAGAUGUAACUUUUAAAUUCAAAGGCUCGAAAACAAAGCUCACCGCUCAUAAGCUCAUUUUGGAAACAGUUUCACCUGUAUUCCAAUCGAUGUUUUCUGGUAAUUUUGUUGAAGACAGCGAAGUAACCAUUGAUGAUAUCAGUCCAGAAGUAUUUAAAUUGUUGCUGAGUGGCAUUUAUCUGAAGGAUAUUCAUAGCCAAAUUCUAAAUGACAACCCUAUAACACUUUAUGCAGAUCUUUAUUACGCCGCAGAAAAAUACGACAUCGAAGACAUUCGGCUAAUCUGUAAAAAGUAUUUAAUAGAAAAUUGCCACAACGGAAACACAACUUUUCUGCUAUCCAAAGCUAAAAUAUUCAACUUACCAGAUUUAGAAGCCACGUGUAAAACUUAUUUUGAGAAAAAUACAUAUUCUGUUCUUCAAACACAAUUAGGACUCCACACGACUGACGAGAUAUUUUCGGAGCUUCUUAGUCUGGAAAACGUUAUUAUUGCAAGAGAAUAUGAUCUUUACAUAGCUAUUGAGGCAAUAUACGAUAACAGGUGUCUUACAAAGUACUCAAAGUGCUUGAGUAUGAUUCGCUUCCUUACUAUGGAAAUAAGCGAGGUUUUGGCGUGUAGGUUAUUGAGCGAUAAAGACAAAGUUGCAGUAAUUACAAAUAUAGAGGCAAAAAAUCGAAACGAGAUUUCGGAAAUUCCAAUGCCAUCUCAUUUGUCGCAUCAAACACAAACGCGUGUUAAUCGGUACCAUCAUCAAAGUCAAAGUCAAGCAUAUUUUUGGACUAAACUUAUGCUAGUUGUUCCGGAUUAUCAAAAAUACUUGAAUCGCUUUAUUAAGAUUUGGAAAUUUUCGAUUCAUAAAAAGAGUGAAAUUGAAUUUUACAUCAAUGAAGGCCGAAACGAUUUAAAAGUUGAUGGAUCCAUUACUCAGAAUACAGUUAUUUUAACCCAAGAAAAACUGUUUAAAUCGCCGUAUUUAUUCUAUUAUUGAUCAAUUACAACUGCUACGCAAUUUUAUCGUAAAUUCUUAA
Messenger RNA from Culicoides brevitarsis, 1218 nucleotides. RefSeq names its product BTB/POZ domain-containing protein 2-like. The transcript has 3 exons. The record is from RefSeq and is a predicted model, not a curated record. NCBI's taxonomy places the organism in Eukaryota, Metazoa, Arthropoda, Insecta, Diptera, Ceratopogonidae. The coding region runs from base 114 to 1178 and encodes 354 amino acids. Gene Ontology annotation, molecular function: protein binding.